Sardina pilchardus (European sardine) is the source of this 2939-nucleotide messenger RNA. Its product is annotated as voltage-dependent calcium channel gamma-2 subunit-like. The coding region runs from base 453 to 1442 and encodes 329 amino acids. Gene Ontology annotation, cellular component: voltage-gated calcium channel complex; AMPA glutamate receptor complex; postsynaptic density membrane. Gene Ontology annotation, biological process: neurotransmitter receptor transport, postsynaptic endosome to lysosome; calcium ion transmembrane transport; regulation of AMPA receptor activity. The transcript has 6 exons. Lineage: Eukaryota; Metazoa; Chordata; Actinopteri; Clupeiformes; Clupeidae. The record is from RefSeq and is a predicted model, not a curated record. Gene Ontology annotation, molecular function: channel regulator activity; voltage-gated calcium channel activity.
GGAACAUGAUCCAUUUUUAUUACUUACACUAUUGAUAGUUUAUUGCAUUUUGGGCCAUGUUCUAGAGAAUAGUGAUGCUUUGCCGCAGAUAUAGAUUUACUUUUGUGGUUCCCAACCGGUUGUACUAGGAAAGAAGAUUAAACCGUUUCGCUUAAAUUUACCUCAUAUUAAAAAAAAAUACCUCAUCAUCCCCUCACAGUCAUCCUGUAUCAUUUUCCCAUUUAAACCCCCAAGACACCCUGAUUCAUUGAGUGUUCUGUUACCCUCUUGGAGUAAAAAGAAACAACCAUAAGAUUCCAAACACGUGACGCCUUGUCCCUAAUCGGCCAGUCUCCGGUCAAAAAAACCCACUCUCAAUUUUUUUUAUUUCCUUUGGUCCCCUUAAAUUUACAAAUAUUUAUUUCCUAUACAUCAAGAGGAAAGGGGGUUCCCCUUUCUUGGAAUGCGGAAACAUGGGUCUUUUUGACCGCGGGGUUCAGAUGCUGCUGACCACGGUCGGCGCGUUCGCGGCCUUCAGUCUCAUGACCAUUGCAGUGGGCACGGACUAUUGGCUCUACUCUCGCGGUGUGUGCAAGAUCAAGAGCAACAACGAGAAUGAGACGAGCAAAAAGAACGAGGAGGUCAUGACCCAUUCGGGAUUGUGGAGGACGUGUUGCCUGGAAGGUAACUUUAAAGGGCUGUGUAAACAGAUAGACCACUUCCCUGAAGACACAGACUACCAAGCAGAUGGGGCAGAGUACUUCCUGCGUGCGGUGCGGGCCUCCAGCAUCUUCCCCAUCCUCAGUGUUAUCAUGCUCUUCAUGGGAGGGCUGUGUAUCGCUGCCAGCGAGUUCUACAAGGCUCGCCACAACAUCAUCCUCAGUGCGGGGAUCUUCUUCGUGUCCGCAGGCCUGAGUAACAUCAUCGGCAUUAUCGUGUACAUAUCAGCGAACGCGGGCGACCCGUCCAAGAGCGACAGCAAGAAGAACAGCUACUCGUACGGCUGGUCCUUCUACUUCGGCGCGCUCUCCUUCAUCAUGGCCGAGAUGGUGGGCGUGCUGGCCGUGCACAUGUUCAUCGACCGCCACCGCGAGCUGCGGCAGGAGGCGGCGCGGAGCGGCGGCGCCGCCGACUACCUGCAGGGCUCGGCCAUCACGCGCAUCCCCAGCUACCGCUACCGGUACCGCCGGCGCUCGUCCUCGCGCUCCACCGACCCCUCGCACUCGCGCGACAACUCGCCCGUGGGCCUCAAGGGCUUCAGCGCGCUGCCCUCCACCGAGAUCUCCAUGUACACGCUGAGCCGAGGAGGGGGGGACACCCUGAAGGGGUCCCACGGGACCCCCACCACCACCUACAACUCGGAGAGGGACCACAACUUCCUGCAGGUCCACAACUGCGUCUCCAAGGACCUGAAGGACUCGGGCCACGGCAACGCGGCCAACCGCCGCACCACCCCCGUAUGAGCCCCCGCCCCCCUUCCUCUCUCACUCACUCACCACGACAUCCCACCAUCCCUCUUCCAGAAGAGCCUCCCACAUACACACAACCCUCCCACUCACACACACACACACACACACACACACACAUAUACGUACAGAACACAUGCCCUCAGCUUGGAGGGAGGAGAUAUGAGAAGAGGAAAAAGGAAGGGAGAGACAUGAACACAGAGUGGGAGAUUGGAGGUUGAAAGCGUAUGCUGAUGACGUGUUGAUAGCUUCCAUGAGUCCCCGAGUCUGGGGAGGCAUAAGAGUUGUUGCAGUGAUUAAAUCAUAAUCAUUCAGAAACAAAAAAGGCACUACCUGUCUCUGCCCAACGUUGAUGAGCUCAUUGUGUGAAGUGGUGGAACGAGAGAGUCGGGCGAGAGAGAGAGAGAGAAGGCUUGCUGACUGAAUAAGGAGGAUAGGCCAUGCGUGUGGCGAGUUUUGAAAAUAUAUAUAAGAAAACAAAAAUAUUUGGAUUUUUGUUUUUGUUUUUAAACUCGUCGCCAUCUGCUGCUUAGGUGUGGGAGGGAUCUCUGUUUGUCCUCCCCGCCUUUAACCUCCAAUCAUCUCACUCCAUUUGAUGACAUCAGUGUAUUUUAUUCUUUUAUACAUGGUUUAAAGGUAUUGGCAUUAAAUACUGUGCCCAGCCUACACCAAGUUUUGUCGAAACAAAAAAGAUCCAUUAUGAACUGAUUAUAUAUGGCUAUAUAAAUAUAUAGAUGUGAAUAAAUUCAACCACAGACCCUCCCUGAUGUAAAACAGUAGGAAAAAGGAAGACAUUUUUGAAAGAAACAAACAAAAUAAACUAAUCAAAACUUAAUAAAGUUGCCAUGGAAACCAAAAGAGCAAAGGCGGAAGGGUGUCAUUGUGACUCAGCUUCUUUUUCUUUUUCUUUUUUUUUCUGGUGACUGGAAGAACGAGGAAGAUGCCAGCUGUGGUCACGUGAACGACUUUUUAAAAAGUAUCCCUUGUCUUGCUCUUUUCAGGAUCUGUCUGCCCUUAAAGUCAACUUUUUAUUAGUUUGGUUUUGUUUUGUUUUGUUUCGGUUCUGUUCUGUUCUGGAAGCCUUGCCCUUUUUCUCUCUUCCACGGGUCUACAGAAACAACGAGCGCUGUCCUGUCCGGUGGCUUCGACGGAGUCACACAACGACUGGUCAGCAGCAGAACCCUGAGCCACCAUCUAACACUGAGAGAGGAUGGAGGGGGAUUGACGGGUCGGCAGCUGAAGGGUUUGCAGGAAUUCUGGGUAAUGGAUCAGGUCAAAGGUCAAGGAUGAGAGCUAGUCUGACAGACGAUGACAGAUCAACCUGCAAGAGGAUUAAAAACUGUAAAAGAGAUCCCACAUGAAUGACUUCCAGAUAAAGAAAUUUACGUGCAUGCUCAACAAAAAAAAAUAAAAAACAAUGAAAUGAAAAAAAUGUACAACCAACCUGCUGUUUGGAAAUGUACAUUUUGAAAAGCGAUAAUUAUAGAUGAUAAA